AUGGCGAUAGAUAAGAAGUACACACUGGAGACGUGGACACAUGCUGAUAAAUAUGUGCGAGCUUUGCGUGAUUUGCGCCUGAACCAAGUUCUCUCGCGGCCUCGUGAUAACUGUAGGAGUGGGAGACGGUUUAACGACAUACUCCGAGAAUCGAGCGGUAAGGCCGACAAGGCUGUUGCUAGACGCUCGUUAGUAGUUCGGUGUAUUGUCUUCGCAAGGUGCCCAACUGCUGGCAUCUCCGCAGGGUUCGCUCUUCCAUCUGAGGGCGGUGUGUUUAAAUCCCAUCACAUGAUACAAGUGUAUUCGUUUAUGUCUUGCAAGUCCAUGGUGUCUCAGCUCCCAACGCACUACUUAGACUGGAUGUAUGUAUAUUGUGGCUCAAAGGCGCAGAUGCAGUGCUUCGACAUUACCAGGUUGGCUCGGUUGAUCACCGUUUCGUACCCAAAGAAACGCUCCUGGUUCAAGCCACCCAGCGUCGUAAGACGUCUGCCAUUUCGCAAGGUCCAAACUAACCCAUUUGCCCUGGUCUUCUGUCGCUCUUCUGGCCUUGAUCGUGCGGUCGACAAGCGAAUCAAAGACCCCCAUCAGGCCCGCCGACGUCUUGCUUCCUCAACGCUCGGACGAUUCACGAUUUCAACUGCUGCGCCGCCAGACUCUCGUUUCCGCCUUACAACGUCGCUCGCUCUUUACCCCUUCGCUAACGCCAACCGCACGCGCCUUGCCCGCCGUCCUACCCUCGUUUGUUCUACUCUGAACCCUCACAGCGCGACAAUGCCAUCGCAAACUAGUACCACUGCUUCAACUCCCGGAGGCGCUACUCCCGCCAAACGGUUCGAGCUUCCCGCUCUCGAUUUCAAGUUCGGUUCCCUGACGGAUGGCACCGAUAUCCCCCCACCGCUACCUUCGCCGGUGAAGGAGAAGGCCGCUCCUACCCCGCCUGAUACGCCGGAUGUCGACAAAGGGCAGGAACAGAAAGGGGAAGACGAAGCGAAUGGAAAGCCGGACACCGCAUCACCCAAGUCCCAGUUGUCAGGCAUUUCGGUAGCGGGCACCAAACGACGCGCCGAAGACGGUCCUGCCUCGCCCACCUUGUCGAACCGACCGGGGAGCAUCCGACGUCUGUUUAGCCGGAGUCUGCUGAAUCAGGCACAGACAAAUGGGAGUGAGAGUGCUGGGAACGGGCGACCGAAAAGCCGUGGCGGAACCAGCGUCUCGGACUCGAAGAAGGCCAAACGAGCGAGCGGCUGGUUCGGCCGCUUACUGAGCAACGACAAUGGCACCAGCAAGUCCGCGACGCCUCUCUCACCACCGGCCACAGACGAGAAGAAACCGACCGGUCCGCCGCCGCCGAUGAUCCCAGAGCUUAGCGAGAUAAACACCAAGCUGGGCAUCCAAAAUGACAAUAGCUUUGACGGCGACCUUUUCAAGGACAUCAAAUAA
This is a messenger RNA of Thermothelomyces thermophilus ATCC 42464, 1440 nucleotides long. RefSeq lists its product as uncharacterized. The record is from RefSeq and is a predicted model, not a curated record. Bases 1 to 1440 code for a protein of 479 amino acids. The transcript has 7 exons. NCBI's taxonomy places the organism in Eukaryota, Fungi, Ascomycota, Sordariomycetes, Sordariales, Chaetomiaceae.